GACAAAUGUGGUUGACUUGACUUCACUCUCAUUAUUUCAGUUCUUCCCUUUUUUUUCUUACUUCCAUUAUUCCCGGUCCUCACAUUCACGACCAGCAUAAUUGUACAUUUUUCCAUUGCCCCGGCAACGUUGGUGACGAGUGACGACCCUUUGAGUAGCUUGGGCAAAUAUUUUGGUCAACAAAUAUUUUUCUGCAAUAUCAGUGUUUUCCAUUCCAUAUCAAAUUUCAAUCCUUUAGGAGUUUCCUUCCACUCAGAUGUAGCUACUAGAAUGGACAAUCAGAAGGGAAUGAGUAUUAGUUUUGAGACAUUCACGUGGAAAAUUGAAAAUUUCUCAAAACAGAACACCAAGAAACUACAAUCCAAGACUUUCCGAAUCCGAGGUUAUAAAUGGCGGAUUCGUUUGUAUCCAUUAAUGAAGAAUGUUGACCAUUUUUCAUUGUAUUUGAUGGUUGCGGAUUCUUUACCUCCGUAUGGAUGGAACAGAAAUACGCAUUUCAAGUUGGCUCUAGUUAAUCAAUUGGAUGGCAAUAAGUCAGUUGUAAAGGAGACUCAGCAGAAGUUCAACGGUGGAUAUCGUAGCUGGGGCUCAUUUUUUGUGAAUCUUAGUGACUUCUAUGACUCUAAACAAGGCUAUCUUCUGAAUGACACAUGCAUCAUUGAAGCUCAUGUUUGUUUCUCAGAUCUUAGCACUCUUGAAGCUAACAAUUUGAAGAAAAUCACUCCAACCAAAGACUCUAAAUCAGGUGAUCAAGCAGCAAGAAAUUCAGAAUCCACACAGCAGGAAGAUGAUAAAGAAGCAGAAACAGAAAUAGAAACAGAAAUAUCAGAUGAGAGUGAGACAUUUAGUUCUUCAACCUGUGGGUCUAGUGAAACAGAAUGGGAAAUUCAAAGUUCAGAUUUGACACUAAAAGACCUUCUAGAUUUGGCGAGUUUAGGAAAAGAAGAAGCUGCUUGUGUUCCACUGUUGGAGGAAGCAUGCAUAUGGCAUCCUUCCCUGAUAAGGAGCCAGAGGAAAAGUUCAAGAUGGUUCAAACUAUGGGCAUUCACAUCUUUAGGCCAAGUUCUGCAUUUACUCAAGACAAGUAAGGUGAAGGAUAUGAAUGAAGAUGCAUGCAAUCGCCUUCAAGGGUUAUGGGAGGAACUUGUUAAGCAUUCUGGAUUUCAAUUGUCUUGGUUGGAGCCUUAUGUUCAAUCUGCAUUGGAUAUGAAAACUCAUUUGGAUAAAACAGAUGAAGUGAAUAAACUCAAAGACAGUGUGGUUGCUUUGGAGAUUAAAAUGAAGAAGCUGAGGGAAGAAUUGGUAGCUGCAGAAGCUGAGUUUGAGGUAGCAAGGAGGGCCUUGGCUGAGGCAAGAAAAGGUUUCAUAGAGAUGGAUUUGAAUGCUGAUUUAGGUUAUGCCAUGUUUUAGCACAUUGCAUAUAUAGUGAUUAGUGAACUUGAUUUUUCUCCCAAGUUCCACUUCCUUGCAAAUUAUGGUGGGAAAUGCCUUGGGCGCUAGUUGCUAAUACUUCUCUAUAUGUAUUAUUAUCUGUCAAAGUUUGAAGGGUUCAGACUUCAGAGUAACAUAUAGAACACGACCACUAAUUUUAAGGGUUCAAAAGUUUAAUGUAUUUUUUUAUAGAAAAAAAUACCGUCUCUCUAUUUCAUAAUAUGAUCAUAUUAUGGAAUGUAUUUUUAUAUUUUAUAAUUGUACUUUUUUAUUUUUAUUUUUUAGAAGCCUAUUUUUUAGAAUGAGUAAUUUAGUACAUGUUCUCCACGACAGCCCUGGUUUCAAGCUUCGAUGUAAUAUAGUAAGACAAUCACGUCCUUUUAUUUUUAUUUUUUAUACAGUAACACAUUGUCGAUG
This is a messenger RNA of Glycine soja, 1848 nucleotides long. Its product is annotated as MATH domain and coiled-coil domain-containing protein At3g58270-like. NCBI's taxonomy places the organism in Eukaryota, Viridiplantae, Streptophyta, Magnoliopsida, Fabales, Fabaceae. Gene Ontology annotation, molecular function: protein binding. The coding region runs from base 271 to 1410 and encodes 379 amino acids. The transcript is spliced from 4 exons. The record is from RefSeq and is a predicted model, not a curated record.